Molecule: messenger RNA, 1538 nt
Organism: Spodoptera exigua (beet armyworm)
Lineage: Eukaryota; Metazoa; Arthropoda; Insecta; Lepidoptera; Noctuidae
Source: the annotation of a GenBank genome assembly
GGUUUUUAGAAGCGGCACAAUUAAUUACCAUACUGGAACUAGAAGCUUCGAGACCAUGAGAGGAUUAAGGAAUCUCAUACGAACGAAUUAAAGACAACAGGAUGACGAAAAUUCUAGAAAUGUUAACGCCGAAACUAGCCGGACGAGCGCAUAUUUAUAGACAGGUCCUGGCAACAUUUGCAUCGUCUCUGCUGUCCCUCGCUGGUGGCAUCACGUUCGGGUUCACUGCGGUCCUGCUACCUCAACUAAAGACUGACACAAACUUCCCUUACGAUGAAAUUUACGACUCGUGGAUUGCCUCCAUCUCCCCGCUGGCCAUGAUGAUGGGGUCUCUGUUCUCCGGCUGGAUGAGUGAUGGUGUCGGCAGGAGGAUGGGCCAGCUCAUCCUUAUCGUACCUUUCACACUCGGUUGGGUUAUCAUGGGCGUCGCCAACAACAACGCAGUCAUGCUAAUAGGAAGAUUUGUCACUGGAAUGUGCACGGGAGCUGUGAGGGCAAACAGCAUGGUCUACAUCGGAGAAUUAUCUGACCCGAAGUACAGAGCCGUGGCCCUCUUCUGUCCCUCAGCAGCCAUCCACAUAGGAGUCAUCAUCAGUCAUUUAGUCGGCAAAUACACACAUUGGAAAACCAGCUGCUUCAUUUUCACAGUACCUAACAUACUUUGCUUCAUAACUCUUCUGUUCUUGAAAGAAAGCCCGUUAUGGUUGUUAUCCAAAGGCAAAACAGAUGAAGGCAUAGAGUCUUACAAAGAAUUUAGAGGUGAAGGAGAAAGUGCGGAGAAGGAACUCACAAUUGUGUUAGAGAAGAAUAAAGAAAAAGCAGAAGAAACAACGACGUUCAGAGAUAUACUUAAUAUAAUAUUUAGUAAGCCAUUCAUGAAGUCGAUAGCGACUGUAGUGUUGUUAUUCAUCGCGGUACAAUGGUGUGGUAUCAACACUUUAUCGUUUUACGCUGAAACUAUCUUCGAGAAGACAUUCGGUGGUGAUAUUGAUGCAUUUAUGUUGAUGAUAGUUACUGAUUCCAUCAGAAUUAUUGCAGCUGUAAUUAUUUGUAUAUUUGCUAAAAUGAUACCUCGUAAAAUUACGUUCGUAGCUUGUUCUAUAAUAACAACCCUUGUGUUGGUAGGAUUGAUUUUAUGUUUGUAUUUGAACCCUUCAGGGCUAGUGUGGUUGUCUGUAACUUGUAUGGUUAUAUACAUAGGUAUGGCUAGUGCGAUAACAUCUAUUUCAUGGUCAUUUGUAGCUGAAAUAUUCCCUUCGAAAGUACGUGGCUUCGGUUCUGGACUGAGCUCGUCUAUAUCGUUUGUUUUACUGUUCAUUUCUGUAAAGGUUACUCCAGGGAUUAUGUAUAAAUUUGGGGAGCAAGUAAUGUAUGCUGGUUUUGCGGGAGUAACGUUAUUUUCUAGUAUUUUCCUAAGUUUUAUUCUGCCAGAGACUAAUGGCAGGAGUUUGCAGGACAUUGAAGAUUCUAUGUACAAAAAGAAACCAGGCGAAAAUAAGGACAUAAGCUUGGCUACAUUGGAGAAUGCAGCGAAAUAA